Aspergillus japonicus CBS 114.51 is the source of this 1245-nucleotide messenger RNA. RefSeq lists its product as uncharacterized. Bases 1 to 1245 code for a protein of 414 amino acids. The record is from RefSeq and is a predicted model, not a curated record. NCBI's taxonomy places the organism in Eukaryota, Fungi, Ascomycota, Eurotiomycetes, Eurotiales, Aspergillaceae. The transcript has 2 exons.
AUGACACGCCCCAAGCACUUCAGUCUCCGCGUUCUGCUGCAACUAUUUGCCAUCACGAUCUCCAUCUUCGUCCUCGCGGUGCUCUUCUGGAAGCUCGGGAGAUUCUUCCGCCACUUCACCCAGGCCAAAGUCACCCAGCGCGGCAACGCGACCACCGCCCGUUACGCCCGCACCUGGUACGGCUGGGUGCCAGCGGAGCGACACGUGGGACUCAAGAAGUUCGUUCGAGUCUGUUUCGAUAAGUUCGGCAGGUGGACGGCGUGGCGUUCGUCGAACCAGGACUAUAGCUGGGUGUGGUGGGAUCCGGGGCAGCGGGAGCUGAACAAAUACCGAAAGACGAGACGGCCGUUGCAGUGGUUGCCUCGUUGGGUCAGGAGUUACAGCUUCACGACCGCCGACACCAUCUGGAAUCCGAGGCCCGCUGACAAUGCUGGUGUCGUCGCUGCGCCGAGUAGCAGUCGUCCGUCGCCGUCGUUCCGCAUGGCCGGAGCCCUUUCUUCUUGUCAUACCCUGAAACGCGUGGUGGGAAAUUGGCACACGGUGUCAAGGACGAGUAUCUGCGCGCAGGUCUCUAUCAAGGUCUAUCUCCAGGAUGGAUGUCGCGGAGCAGUGACGCCGUCUGAAGCUCCCGCACGAGCUUGGGAUGGGCUUGAGUGGCUCUCCAACCAGCUCAUCCCCGGACGCAGACCGUAUCAUUUUGCCUUGCUUGCCAAUCACUGGCUGAAUCCAGAGACAUGGAUCGUCAUUGACCCUCCGACUCGAAUCUCUAUUGAUGCUAGACGCCGACUUGGGGAUCCAAGAUUCAACGACCCAUACCCAGCCGUUGACUGGACCCCGAAGCCGAAGUACCCCAAGCUGCAACGCAGAACUGCCAAUGUCCCGAAGAUCAACUCCUGGAGAGCAGCUGUAAACCGAAACAGACGAGCGGGUGGGUUGGACGACAUCAUCAAAGGUGUCGAGCUAUUUGAGGGGUCAGACGACGCACCGCCGGAUGGCAAGGUUGACCCUGCGUGCUGGAUACUUCGGAAACCGCCUCAAGGGUUUAGCAUGUCCUCUCGCCAGGGGACCGUAUUCUAUGAAGGAGGAGCCGGCUGGCAAGAGACGCUAGAUGACUGGCAAAAAGUUCGCCGUGGCUAUCGAAUCCGGAAGGCAAUUCACGAGGGAAGGGCAAACCGGAGACGAGCAAAAGAAAUUGCGCUUGGUAUUACGAGAUACUAUCGACUAGGCAUUUCCAAAAUCUCCUGA